This is a messenger RNA of Mastomys coucha (southern multimammate mouse), 639 nucleotides long. It is a transcript of the gene Atp5mc1, whose product is annotated as ATP synthase membrane subunit c locus 1. The transcript is spliced from 5 exons. Bases 125 to 535 code for a protein of 136 amino acids. Gene Ontology annotation, molecular function: proton transmembrane transporter activity. Lineage: Eukaryota; Metazoa; Chordata; Mammalia; Rodentia; Muridae. Gene Ontology annotation, biological process: proton transmembrane transport; proton motive force-driven ATP synthesis. The record is from RefSeq and is a predicted model, not a curated record.
UGGGAGGGGGAGCUGAGCGCUGAGACCAAGGGCUAAAGCUGGGAGGUGAGUCAGUCACCUUGAGCAGGGAGUGUGCUGUGGGCCGAGCAGGGGCUGCAAGGGGAGUGGGAGUGCAGAUUGAAAAAUGCAGACCACCAAGGCACUGCUCAUUUCUCCAGUUCUGAUCCGCUCCUGUACGAGGGGUCUAAUCAGGCCUGUGUCUGCCUCCCUCCUGAGUAGACCAGAGGCCCCAUCUAAACAGCCUUCCUGCAGCAGCUCCCCUCUCCAGGUGGCCCGAAGGGAGUUCCAGACCAGUGUCAUUUCCCGGGACAUCGACACAGCAGCCAAGUUUAUUGGUGCUGGGGCUGCCACAGUUGGUGUGGCUGGAUCAGGGGCUGGCAUUGGCACAGUGUUUGGUAGCUUGAUUAUUGGCUAUGCCAGGAACCCAUCUCUCAAGCAGCAGCUCUUCUCCUAUGCCAUUCUGGGCUUUGCCCUGUCUGAGGCCAUGGGACUCUUCUGUUUGAUGGUCGCCUUCCUCAUCCUCUUCGCCAUGUGAGGCUCCAUGGGGUCACCCGGCCGUCCCUGCUGCUUUGACUCCAUUGCCAGUCCUGGUGCUGGAGUGUGCUGAGCUUUACCAUUAAACAACAACAUUUCUCUAAA